Messenger RNA from Leucoraja erinaceus (little skate), 774 nucleotides. RefSeq names its product UDP-glucuronosyltransferase 2A1-like. Gene Ontology annotation, molecular function: UDP-glycosyltransferase activity. The transcript has a single exon. The record is from RefSeq and is a predicted model, not a curated record. Bases 1 to 774 code for a protein of 257 amino acids. NCBI's taxonomy places the organism in Eukaryota, Metazoa, Chordata, Chondrichthyes, Rajiformes, Rajidae.
AUGCAUGCCAGGCAUCUGCUGUUGGUGAUGUAUCUCACCCUGCCCGGGGUCGCUGGGGAGAACGUGUUGAUCUGGCCGACAGAAGGAAGCCACUGGAUUAACUUGAAGUACAUAAUUGCCGGGUUGAUGGCGAGGGGCCACGAUGUCACAGUGGCCACGAUGUCACAGUGGUUUGUAAACAACUCCGAGUCCUCGGCCAUGAAGUUGGAAGUGUUCCAAGUGCCGUUUACACACGAGACCACGGAAGCCUUUUUGAACAACUGGCUGGACGUCUCCCUUUACCAGGCACCGGACUUGUCCUUUUGGGGCAGGUACAGGGUGUUUUCGGCGCUGAUGGCCAAGGGGAGGGAGCUGGGCAUGCAGGUGUGCGACGGGAUACUGAAGAACGAGGAGCUGGUGCAGAGACUACGGGAGGCCAAGUUCAAGGUCCUGCUCUCUGACCCAGUGCAGGUGUGCGGGGAUCUCCUGGCUUUGAAGCUUGGGGUUCCCCUCGUCUUCACCCUGCGGUUCUCCCCGGGCUUUACGUUGGAGAGACACUGUGGACAGAUGCCAACCCCGCCCUCCUAUGUCCCAGUCAUUCUGUCAGAGUUGUCCGACAAGAUGUCCUUCGUCGAGAGGUCUCAGAAUGUGCUCUACUCCUUCAUGUACGACUGGGUGUUCCUGCGGUCCUGGGGAGAUUGGGAUGCUUAUUACAGCGAGGCUUCAGGUAGGUGGUUUGGCUCAUUCCGCUGUGCGGGCAGCACACGUUUGGUUUUCAUUUUUAAUUUAGUUUAG